AUGGAGCGGCACAGAGACUGCUUGCAGCGUCGUCGGCGAAUUCUUGGAGAGAACCACGAGGAAACUCUGCAAAGCGUCUCCAACUUGGCCGUGUUGCUGAGCUUACGCAGGCCCUUGACUGUCGAGAUCUUUGACGAAGCUCGAUCUCUGUACAGCUUGGCUGUGAAAGGCCGAGAGGCAACCAUCGGGGCAAAGGAUCCCAGGACGCUAUACACGCAGAGCAACUUCGCCCGUUUUCUGUCGGAGGCACCGGAACCUUCGGCAGAGCUGUUCGCAGAGUCCGAGCAGCUCCAUGAGCGGGCAGUGGAAAAUCUCACAGCUGCUCUGCAACAGGGGCACCCGCUGACGUUGGCAUCUCUUCACAACCAAGCCUGUUCUUGGAUUGACCGAUGCUUCCACGAGGAAGGCAGCCUCACAGGAAAGCGUGUCGACACGGCCGUGGAGCAGCUCCGCUUAGUGCACAAGCUGCGGAUUGAAAAGCUUGGCAAGGAGCACCCGGACACGCAACAGACAGAAAAGAAAAUCUCAGAGAUCAACAACCUUCAGAAACA
Messenger RNA from Symbiodinium necroappetens, 551 nucleotides. The record is from the annotation of a GenBank genome assembly. NCBI's taxonomy places the organism in Eukaryota, Dinophyceae, Suessiales, Symbiodiniaceae.